UGUCUCCUCUCAGCAAAGGCACACACUGACGUGAGACGUGCAAGAUAACGGUUUUUAAUGGUAUUGAAAGUUAAGUAUUUUUCGUCCUGAGACUGUCUCGUUGCUACACUCUGUACAUUAAAACAUUCCGCUUGUAAAACGCUUAAUUUAUUAGCCAAAAGCCUUUUUCGUUUCUUGUGAAGAGUGUCCGCUUCCCCUCCCCUCGAUGAAGCGCUGCGAUGCCCUCUGAUUUUGUAUCCCUCCUUAGCUCGGAUCUCGACCUCAAUUCCCCCAAAUCUCUAUAUUCAAAAGAGUCGGUAUAUGACCUCCUCCCUAAAGAGCUACAGCUCCAACCGCCGUCCACCCAGACAGACCCGCCCACCAUGAGCCAGACAAGUGGGGGAGAGGCGGGACCUCCCCCCUCUGCGGCUUUGGCUUCAGAUGCCACCUCCUCCACCUCCAGUCCCUCUGCCUCCUCCUCCCUCGCCAUGGGAGUCCCAUCCACUGGCUCCUCUACCUCAUCCUCAGACCAUCUCAAGGUUUCCCAGCAUCUCCACUCCAUUGGAGUGGAUGGAGCUGGAGCUUCAGAGAUGCAAGGUAUGGAGGGUGCAGCAUCUGCCCCCAACAGAGGCAACAGUGGAGCAAAUACUGCUGCUGCAGGAGACAUAGGUUCAGCAGUUUUGUCAGGGCUAGGAGUCCAGCAGCCUCAGAACACCCCAUCAAAACGGAGGCCUGUAUUGAGCAUAUCCCCACCACCUGAAGACCUUUUCGAUGACAGCCAGAUGUCUUGCCAAGAGGAGCCUGCUGUAUCUGGUCCAACGGGUCCAGACUCGGAGCACAGCAGCAGUAUAUGGGCCGAUGAUUCCCUCUCCAACUUCAGCUUGAUCAGCUCCAUCUCUUACAAUGACAACACAGAGGUGCCACGCAAGUCUAGAAAGCGCACCCCUCGCCAGCGGCCUGGCCCUAAACCGGCUAAUCCAGAGGACAGCAUGGAUGUGUUUGAUGCUGACAGUGCCAAGGCCCCUCAUUUUGUCCUGUCACAGCUGGGUACAGACAAGUCUGGUUCCAGCUCUCAUGAGUCGGGAACUGCAGUAAAGAAUGGAUCGCUCUCUACUCAGUACCCCCAAAGAAGUGAUGGGAAGGAGCUAAAGAUCCUGGUACAACCAGAGACCCAACACAGGGCACGCUAUCUCACAGAGGGCAGCAGAGGAUCCGUCAAAGACCGCACACAACAAGGAUUCCCCACUGUCAAGCUGGAAGGUGUCAGCGAACCAGUAGUGCUGCAGGUGUUUGUUGCGAAUGAUGCAGGCAGAGUGAAGCCUCACGGUUUCUACCAGGCAUGCAGAGUGACAGGACGCAACACCACUGCCUGCAAAGAGGUAGACAUAGAAGGCACCACUGUUAUUGAGAUCCCCCUGGAGCCCAGCAACGACAUGACGCUUGCGGUUGACUGCGUGGGAAUUUUGAAGCUUCGUAAUGCAGAUGUGGAGGCCCGUAUUGGUGUUGCAGGGUCCAAGAAGAAAAGCACUCGUGCCAGGCUGGCCUUCAGAGUCAGUAUCCCCCAACCUGAUGGAUCAGCCCUUAUUCUACAAAUCCCCUCAUCACCUAUUCUCUGCACUCAGCCAGCAGGUGUGCCAGAGAUCCUGAAGAAGAGUCUUCACAGCUGUACAGUGAGUGGAGGAGAAGAAGUUUUCAUUAUUGGAAAGAAUUUCCUCAAAGGAACCAAAGUCAUUUUUCAAGAGAACAUUGCAGACGAUAAUUCCUGGCAAGCUGAGGCAAAGAUUGAUAUGGACCUGUUCCAUCAGAACCAUUUAAUAGUGACAGUUCCCGCGUUCCACAACCAGUCGAUCACUUCUCCAGUUUCUGUGGGAAUCUUUGUGAUGACCAAUGCUGGCAGAUCGCAUGAUGCCCAGCCCUUCACAUACACUCCAGACUCAGUCACAACUGCUAGCUCAGCUGACAGCCUAAAUGUGCGAACAGUAAAAUUAGAGGAGCCCUCCCUGGUUCAGACGUGUGUGUUUGAUGGUCAGAUCAAAUCCUCUGAGCAAGCUGACUGCUCUGGUCAGCCCUCAAAACGACAGGAGGACACACCAAUGGAAGUAUCUAGCAAUCCACCUCCAAAUGAUGUCUUCAAGCCAUCUGCUGACCCUCUUGCAUCAGUGCAGCAGACCCUGGAGCUCAGCUCUAGCCCUCAUCCAGUUGGAGAGACCUAUCAAAGCCCAAUGCCCCUACAACCUGAGGAUGUAGUGCUACCACAUGCACCCCCUGUUUUCCCAAGCCUAGAGUCUCUCAGCACCAUACAAAAACAAGAAAUUGCCCCGACAACAUCCUUUCCAGUUGCAGGUGAUACAACAAUCCCACCUGUGACUCCAGAAGUCCCCCAGCAAUUCCUCAGAGACCCCCAGGACAGCCUGCCUCCUGAGAGUUCCAACAACAGUGGAGGGGUUGUAGUUGUGGCCAUGCCCCAGAUUGCAGCUUCCUCUCAGCCUCAGACCCAACAGUCACAGGUUUCACUCUUCCCCCAAGAGGGGGUGGCCGAGCUAGAGAGGGCAGUGAGGGAGCUACAGGCUGGAGGUAACACCACACUCCAGCAGGUGUUGGAGGCGGCUGUGGUUCAGCAGCAGCUAAACUCUGUGCUUUUCAGCCCCACCAUCUCUGCAGACUCUCUUCAGCAGCACGUCCAGGAAAACAUGAACAGCCUUAGAUUGGGAACGACUGAUAGCCCGCUAUCUACUCAGCAACAACUGCAGAUACAACAGCAACAACAGAUGCAACAACAGCAGCAACAACAACAAAUACAACAACAGUUUCAACAGCACCAACAAAUGCAGCAACAGCAGCAAAUUCUUGGUAACCUCCAACAGCAGCAACACUUGCAGCAGCAGCAACAGCAAGUUCUUGGCAACAUGCAACUCCAACAGCAAAUGAUAUUACAGCCCCAAGACCAACAGCAACUGCAGCAGCAACAAAUCAUGGAGAAUAUUCAACAGCAACAACAGCUGCAACAAAAUCAGCAAGUCCUUAACAACAUCCAGCUUCAGGAUCAGCAACAACAAAAUCAGAUGCUUCAGCAUCAGUUGCAACAGCAACAACAGCAGCAGCAAAAUCAAGCUUUGAGCAACUUACAACAGCAACAACAACUGCAAGAGCAACAGGUAUUGGAAAAUUUGCAGCAACAACUUGAAGCAGAGUUACUCCAGCCACAGAUCCACUCCUCAACCCAGGUCCAGCAGCCAGUUUCCCUCCUUCAGCAGGCUGGAGAUCUGCUCACCAUUCAGACUAGCUUCCCCACACAGCCACCAUCCCACACUUCUCCCCCACAACAGCUCUUCCAAUCACCCAGGCCGCUGGCUGAGACCCAGGGCUCCCAGCAGCAGGUCCAGGCAGCCCUGCUCCAAAAUACACUGACUGUUCUGACAAGUGGCAGCCUCACCUCAGAGCAGCAGCCCACAGGCUCAACCCUGUACCUGUCUCCAAACCCUCAGCCCCAACAACAACAACAACAGCAGCAGCAGCUGGCAUUCAUCUCUUCCAUGGAGACAUCCAGCCAGCCCCAGUCAGUUUCAAUGUUUCAAAACCAACAACAAACCCAGCUUUCCCAAAUGCAGCAACAGAGCACCCCCAUGGAGCAGCAACAGUCUCCUCAGCAGGGCCAACAGCAGCCGUCACAGCUCCCUAUGAGCCAGCAAGGCUCUUUGUUCCAAAGUUUGCCAAACCACUCACAGACGAACCCUGUACCGCAGAGCCAGUUAUCGCAACCUCAGCAAACAGGUCUUCUCCUCUGCACCACCGAUCUAAACCCCCAGGCGAUUCCACCGACUAUUCUCUUCAGCACUCAGACCGGUGGCCCUCCCCCGAUGGGCAGCAUUAAUGUUGGGAUCCCACAGCCGGAACCAGCAGAGCCUAUGUCCUUCCAAGACCAGAGCUCCUCAAGCAGCAACCCAACAUCCACUGAGAACCAACAGCAGAGCCUGUUCCAGGAACAGCAGCCAAUGCAAGUGGGCUUGAGUUCAAGCAGCAUCCCAAGCAAUCAGCAAGUGGACCUGUUCUUGCCACAGACAUCUCUGUCCAGCCUGCAGAGCACUAUUGGUGCGCAGGAGCUGAACAAUCAAGCUCCGGCCCCUGGCACUACGAUCUUUGUGGUACAGGGCGGUGUGGGAGUAGUGGCUAACCCUGGCCAGCAGCCACCAGAGCAGCUUUUCCAGACAACUGUGAGUGGGAAUGUGGCUCCACAAGGACAGGCCAACCUGUUUGUGUUUGGCAUCCGAAAUGACUCGCCCCAGCUGCUCAACUCUUCUGGACCCACCCUGCCAGCUCAGGGUCAGCCCCAGAACUCCACUCACAUGCAGCCUCUGCUGGAGCAGCCCAUGGCGCAAACUGCCCCCACGAUGCCCGUCACCAUGCACGGCAGCUUACAGAACACCCUUCAGGCACAAAUGCAGUCCAGCUUAGAGAACGCCAUGCAGACGAAUCAACAAAAUGCAAAGUAGACAAAUGCACCAAAAGCUCUGCAGUCAAGCAUAGAAACAAUCUGUCAUCUGAAAUGCAGGCCUGCUGAUGCAGAUACAGAGCUGAUUACAGAAUCAUCUGUAGACAUUAAUAUCUGCAUCAUCCAAUGUGGAUAAAAUUGAGGACCUGCUGGAAAGCCUGCAGAAGCAGUGAUACAUUUUAGACAUUGCUGGCACUGUGGCAACUGAUAUGUAGCUGAAAGUUAAUACAUCCUUACAUCAACAGACAGAACCGUGGUGUUUUGUGCCAAUAUCACAACAAUUUUAAAAAAUAUAUUAAGAGAAUUAGAAGCCCCUUUUAUAUUGAACCCAAAUUAUAAGCUCUUGUUUUUAUGGAAUAUUUAUGAUCAUAGAAAUCAUACAUCCAUUGUCCUUGAAUUUGUUAUAAGGCCUCUUGCAGGAUCAGAGAGGCCUGUUAUAACGGCGUUAUUCAUUAGUCUCAGUAAUGCAGUGUUUUGUUUGUGUUUUAAUCAGUUGAGCCUAAGAGAUGAAGAGAGAAACUCCACCAGAUUUGGUGGAUGUAUUGGAAAGGGAUGAAAAUUGUCAGCGAUGGGGGAAUAGUGCAAAAGUAAUGUGAUAGAGAAAAGUCUGUAAGAGCAGGUGGAGAAAAUAAAACUGCCAUGGAGUCAAUCACAGAUUGCACAGAAAUGUCAGCUGUAGGCUGAAUCUUAAUUGAUGGAUGUGUAAACUUUUGCAUGUCUUUCUUUGAUGGAGAAUGGAAAAGGGGGGAUUUCCCUGGCAUAAAAACAGGUGUGAAAUAAUGUCACAACAACUCAGUUUAAAUUAUUUGGCGAUUGAUUAUGUAAAAUAUUUAGCAAAGACAUCAAACCUAGUGAUUGUAUGUUAAAAUGUGAUUAAAUUAUACUCUGAGAGUAAGGACUGUUCAAUGAAGUACAUUUGUAGAAUGUAUGGUGGCCUUCAUGUUUGCUGGGAGGCACACCUGAGCUGACUCUAGAAGAACAGGGGAAAUUAAACAUUGAUAAAAACACAAAACAUGAAAAAAACUUGCUUACCAAACUGGUAUGAAUUUGGUAAUGAAAUGCAGAAUCCCCAGCAGUGGAGGGACUAUGUAACACUCGCAAAUGAGAUUGAACCUGGUGAAUAAUGUGACUUGGCCUUUCAUUUUGGCACCUCCUAGAGUUUUCGUACAGUCAGGCCUCUUCAUCAGG
Molecule: messenger RNA, 5656 nt
Organism: Cheilinus undulatus (humphead wrasse)
Lineage: Eukaryota; Metazoa; Chordata; Actinopteri; Labriformes; Labridae
Product: nuclear factor of activated T-cells 5-like
Exons: 12
Coding region: 219-4469 (1416 amino acids)
Biological process (GO): regulation of transcription by RNA polymerase II; cytokine production; calcineurin-NFAT signaling cascade
Cellular component (GO): transcription regulator complex
Molecular function (GO): transcription factor binding; RNA polymerase II cis-regulatory region sequence-specific DNA binding; DNA-binding transcription factor activity, RNA polymerase II-specific
Source: RefSeq, a predicted model, not a curated record